AGUCAGUCACCAUCACACUGGUCAUGAACAUCCAGCUCAACGUCUUGAUCUUGAGCUUCACAUAACUCAGGAUUCGAGCAAGCAUCUCGAAUCCCCGAGUAGCGUACCGCCAUCCCGGGAACCCUUCUCAUCCUUCCAGUCUCACUCAGAAAUCACCAUGGCCGCCGUCUGCAAAGCCUGCGAGGACCCCCUCGUCAUCGUCCUCGAACCCGAGAGCGACGACGAGGGCCACGCCGCCGACGACACCCAGACCGUCCCCGACGACCUCGAGCUGCCUUGCGGCUGCCACUUCCACUGGCAAUGCCUCCUGGACCUGUCCCAGGACAUCGCCAUAUCCCUCAACUGCCCCUCGUGCCAGAAGUACCUCCCCUCAAACACCCAGGGCCCCUCCGUCACAAACCCCUUCCUGAACACCCCGCCCGGCACCGCCAUCCUUACCCGCUACGUCAACGAGGGCGGCCUCCAGGACGCCCUUGACAUCCUCCCCAACAUCACCGAGGAGGCCUACCUCGCCUCCAACCCCGACGCCCGUCCCGCCCGCGCCUACCACCUCAUGUGCGCCGAGGGCGACGUUCAGGGUGUCGUCGACCUGCUCCAGGACGCCAACGAGGAACUCGCCGGUGACGUCGCUCAGCUCGCCCAGCUCAUCCGCUACCAGGAUCCUCUCGCCGGUGGCAUGAGCGCCCUGCACCUCGCCCUCGACAAGGAGCACGAGGAGGUCGUCUGGCUGCUGCUCUGGAUUGCCUCGCCCCUACCCACCGACCUCUUCCCCGUCUCGGCCCGCCAGGCCGCCGAGGCCCUGCAGAUUGUGCGCCUGACCAACGACACCGCCGAGGAUAUCCGUGCCCUACGCACCGACGCCGGCCAGACGGCCGAGGACGUCGCCAGGACCAAGCCCGCCCGUUGGGGAGCCUUGGUCGACGCCGGCAUCCUGCGCGCAUGAGUAGUUUGAGCAGUUUAAGCAGCUAAAAACAAACAGAAAAACGACCAAAAGAUACCCCCCAGUGCGUCUUCUAGUGGAAAAGAAUUUUUUUUUUUUAAAG
Messenger RNA from Colletotrichum navitas, 1043 nucleotides. RefSeq lists its product as uncharacterized. Bases 158 to 943 code for a protein of 261 amino acids. The transcript has 2 exons. The record is from RefSeq and is a predicted model, not a curated record. Lineage: Eukaryota; Fungi; Ascomycota; Sordariomycetes; Glomerellales; Glomerellaceae.